Hermetia illucens (black soldier fly) is the source of this 1809-nucleotide messenger RNA. It is a transcript of the gene mst, whose product is annotated as protein misato. Gene Ontology annotation, biological process: mitochondrion distribution. Gene Ontology annotation, cellular component: cytoplasm. Bases 64 to 1752 code for a protein of 562 amino acids. NCBI's taxonomy places the organism in Eukaryota, Metazoa, Arthropoda, Insecta, Diptera, Stratiomyidae. The record is from RefSeq and is a predicted model, not a curated record. The transcript is spliced from 6 exons.
GAUGUGUCAUUGCGACAGGCGAAUGAAAACAUUCAUGACUCGUUCGGCACCCCCGCAUCCAGGAUGACUUCGACCCGGGAAAUUAUAACUUUGCAAUUUGGAAACUAUGCGAACUACGUGGGAGCGCAUUGGUGGAAUAUUCAGGAGUCAGGAUUCUCGUACGACCCAAAUGGGGAGCCGUCUGAAAUCGAUCACGAUGUCCUGUAUCGGGAAGGCGUUGAUUACAAGGGUCAAGUGACCUACACUCCGCGCCUACUUCUGGUUGAUCUGAAAGGAGCCCUUCAACAUUUGCCUGAACUAGGGACCCUUUAUGAGAGUGAACCCUCUACUAGUGCUGCGGCCUCGACUAGCGACCGAUUGGAAAGUGUACAGAGCUCAAUUCCAUGGGACUCUGAAGGCGUCGAGGUAAUCAAGAAGGAGCCGCAGGUGAAGCCGGAAUUCCAAAAGGAUUUAGACGACCCUCACGUGGAUAUAACAGAGAAAGAUUAUGAUUUCAGUACCAAUGCGAAAACCUGGUCAGAUUUUUUGUAUGCACGCUAUCACCCUCGAACUAUUAACAUAGUCAAAAAUUACCAACAUUCAGAUUCAGUAAAUUCCUUCGAUACAUUCAGCAAUGGUAGUCGGAUAUGGCAGAACGAAUAUUACGAAGAUGAUUUCGGUGACAAAAUUCGUCAAUACAUGGAGGAAUGUAACAAUUGCCAGGGCUUUCAAACCAUAUUCGAUUGCGCGAACGGAUUUGGGGGUCUUUCACUGAAGUGCCUAGAAUACUUGAAUGACGAAUAUUCCAAAGUUAAUUUAGCCGUUCCAGUGUUUAAUCCCAGAAGUGUAUUAUUUGAAAAUUCAGAUGAACCUCUAGCUAACUCUAUCUGUGUGGUGAAUACCGCCCUAGUUUACAGUCAUCUGGUGGAGCAAAGUUCUCUAAUCGUUCCAUUAUCGACGGCAGAUCGUGCAUGGCGGCAGAUUGGAGCUCCACGUCACUUCCCAUUGUUAAACUACAAAUCAGACAACUUAUACCAAACAUCAGCAAUCUUAGCAUCCUUUUUAGAUACCAUUUCCUUAAGGUAUCGCCUCAAAAACCCAGUAUCGUCCUGUUAUCUCUCCAACUUUUGUUCGGAUUUGAAUAACUACGGUCGUAAAUUGACUGCAGCUGCCUUAGGCUUACCAUUUUCCAUGCGUAGCGACGAAGACUUGAUUGAUUGCCUGGACAAAUUGGAAGGUAGCAUGUUCACUCAGAUCUCACCCAACUCAAAAAUCGGGACUGAUUACAUCGUACAAUCGGCCUGUAUCCGUGGGAUACCAAAAAAUCGCCUGAAACGACCGUCGAAACAAGCCCAACGCCAAAUGAAGAUGGCAGCCUAUAAAUGCGAAUCUGUAUCUGAAAUGCUUCAGUUGUAUUUCCAGUGCUCAAAUCAUGCUAGCCUGGCACAUGUGUCGGCCGUAGAGGCUCCUCAUCCUGUUAAAAUCCCAUAUCCAAUGGAAAUGUUCGAUCCGCGCUUGAACUUUGAAGGAUUCCUGGAGGAUAUCAAUCGUAUAGAAGAUCAGAAACUAAUAUCCGUUCCUGUGGUCGCUACAGUUCAAUGUUCCGGAGAUUUAUCAGAUACUUUGGAGUCGUUACACCGCGAAGCGAGCCGAAUAAAACUUUCGAAAAUCCAUCGAUUCAAGGAAACUGGUCUGGAGUCGGACGAGUACGUGGAAGUACUGGAGCAUCUCCUCAAUUUUAAGGAUAACUACGACGACAAUUUUGAUUUGUAGAUACGAAAUCUGGCAUAAACGCUGUUUUUAGAGAAACGCACCUUUGCUUUUGAUAUU